AUUUUUCUGAUUACCACGCGCUGUACCUUGAUGACCCUUCCCAAAUCCACUAAACCACAUAUCUUUAUCUUAAAUCAUGGUUACGUGAAUUGAAUACAAUUACAUGCGCCAUGUAUCCGACCCGUGCGCCUUGUGGAAAAAAAUUACCGCGUUCAGUUCUCCGGAAAACUUGGAACCAGGACCAUGCGAGCGUUUAUAACAUUUACAGUGCUCGGGUUUGUGUCUGGUAGAUUGCAAUAUCCACCAUCUUCAGACAUUAUUCAAGGAUAUGGUCAAGCUGCUCCACCCUCACAGCUUAUAGGUCAAUUUAGCAGCACCAACCAAGGAAGCACGUCGGGUCUACGAGCUUCUUCCCAGUUUGGACUUGGCAGGAAGCGACAGGCAAAUGCAGGAAAGAUCGAAUUUCAAAAUGGCGGAUUUCAAAAUGGUGGAUUUCAAGAUGGCGGCUUUGAGCCCCAAAGUAAUCGCUACCCUCCGACUGGAAUCAGAUUUACGAGCCCUGAAGAUCUGGUGAGUGGACCACCUUCAGAGAAUUUGUACAAAGCAUAUCUGGCCCGGGCACAAGAUCAAUCAGCAGAAGAGAAGGAGUUCAGUAACAACAUUUUUGGAAUUAACUCAUUUAGAUCUUCUGGAAAUGAUAAGAAAAUUCAGUCUACCUAUGAUCUAGCGACUCCAGUUGUACUCUCUAAACCCUCCAGUGUACUGUCUGACCCCUCAAGUGUAACCGGUUCUGGCCAGUUUCAACCAAACCAAAACUGGUUUGGGAAAAAACAAACAAAUCUACUACAAUAUCCAAACCAGAACAACAGCAAAACAAGGAAUAAUGUUGAGCUCUCCAGCCCUUCUCUCCAACUCAACCAACAGGAUGGACUAGUACCCACUGAAGCUUGGUGGGGUAAAAAGAAUAUAUUUACUACUCAACAAUCUUUACCCAACAGAUCUGUCGAAAGUGAGCGCCCAGUGACGUUGAAUAAUCCCAGUCUACCAGCAGUUGUAAACCAAUCUAACAAUCAACAGUUUAAUCCAAGCAACUGGAUAAGUACAAGGUCUGCCAUAAGUCCAGGAGAUUAUGACGGGCUGAAUAACGAUGACUCUGGUGUGAUUACUCUAGAAAACUUGAUUCUCCAGGGAGCCCUGGAACCUCAGUCCUUCACCGUCGACGUGAAAUCCAGCUAUUCGGCCAGAAAUGCCGCAAACUAUUAAUAUCUGGCCGCAAAUAUUAAUUUCUGCCCGACAAAAAUGCCGCAAACUAUUAGUAUUUGACCAGCAGAAGUGCCGCAAACUAUUAAUAUUUGACCAGCAAAAAUGCCGCAAACUAUUAUAAUAUCUAAACAGCAGAAAUGCCGCAAACUAUUAUAAUAUCUAAACAGCAGAAAUGCCGCAAACUAUUAUAAUAUCUAAACAGCAGAAAUGCCGCAAACUAUUAAAAUAUCUGGCCAGCAGAAAUGCCACAAAUUAUUAAUAUCUAUGGUUUCCAACGAAAAAGGGGAAAUUGUUUGCCGACAAUUUUGCAUUUUUCGUGGAAAAAAUCAUUCUUACCGAAAAAUUUGCAUUUUUUCGCAUUUCUUUAGU
Messenger RNA from Eurytemora carolleeae, 1572 nucleotides. RefSeq lists its product as uncharacterized. The transcript has 12 exons. NCBI's taxonomy places the organism in Eukaryota, Metazoa, Arthropoda, Copepoda, Calanoida, Temoridae. The record is from RefSeq and is a predicted model, not a curated record. The coding region runs from base 184 to 1203 and encodes 339 amino acids.